AUGGCACGCACGCGCAGCACUAACAACAAGACUGGGAAACCCGCCUUGCCCACGCCCAACCCGUAUCAGUACCGCCAGGACAACGACUCGGCUCUGCCAUUACAAACCCAGCCCCAACAGGCAGCCCAGGCUCAACCACCAGCCCAGGCUCAACAGCCCGACCAGACUCAACAGCAACAGCAACAGCCACAACAAGGCACGAUGGACGCCCUCGUUCCCUUCGGCCUGAACAACUGCGCGACGUCCUCCUCCUCCUCCGCCGCCCCCGCCGCCCCUCCCCCUCCCCAGGCGCCAGCGCAGCCCGCGAGCGUCGGCGUCGCCAUGUCGGCCCUCACCCUCAACAACGCGCAGGCAGGCCCCUCCACCAUCCCGGCCGCUGCACCCGGGCCCACGACCGCGCUGGCGCCGGGCAGCCUGUUCGCGAGAAUGACUCCGGGCCCGUCGACGGCUCCAGCCGCCACGGUUCCCACUGACAACACAGCUACACCCACCCCCGCCGCGCCUGCAGCGGCAACACAGCCCACAACGAGCGGGUUCGCAUCCUUCGCGCCGUUCAACCCCGCCCCCGCAGCGGCCCAGGCCCAGGCGGGCCCGUCGACCGCCACACCAGCCACUACUGCCACUGGUAGUGACGCGCCGCCCCCGGCCAAGAAGUACACCUUCCCUUACCACGACUUCAGUGGUAGUGGCAAGCGCAAGGCCGACGACGGGGGCACACCUGCCCCUGCGCCUACCCCUGCCCCUGCUGCUGGCACGUCUUCAUUCGCAGCAGCGGCGGCGAACUCUUCCCCCUUCGGGGCGGUGGCCGCUCGCCCGUCCGUGUUGGGCAGUACCCCCGCGGCGGCGCCGAGCGCCCCAGCCUUCAACACGCCGACCCCAGCUCCGCCUCCCGUCGCGGCCGGCUUCGGCACGGCGACGACCGCCGCAGCUCCGGUGGCUCCCGCCUUCGGCAUGACGACGGCCCCCGCGCCAGCACCACAGUUUGCGAUCCCGACCCCGGCCCCCACGAACGCGUUCCAGACCCCCGCUCAGGGCGGCACUGCCACGGGCUUCGGCAACGCGACUGGCACCAGCGGCUUCGGCAACACCGGCACCACCAACGCCUUUGCUACGGCGACUGGUAACGCCUUUGCCACAGCGACUGGCAACGCCUUCGGCCAGCCAGCCGCCGGCACCAACGCCUUUGGCAACACGACCACCCCCGCCCCCGUCAGGAACAUGUUCAACACCACGGUCCCGCUGCCGACGCCGCCACAGUCCCCGCCCCGGUCCCCGCCUUCGCUAGCGGGGUCGGACACGAAGCGUCGCCACAUAUCCCGCAAGCAGAUGCGGAUGUUAGUGGAGCGGGCGACGAAAAAAGCGGAAAAGGCGGCGCGCAAGGCCGCACGCUACGCCGGCCAUGCGCACUGUCUGCGCGAGGCCGAGCUGCAGCGCAUGAUGCGCGAGGCGGGCUCGAACGCGAUGGACCCGAUCGUCGACGUCGACAUGGACGACUCGGACGACGACGGCGAUGGUGCCACUGUGGCAGUGGCUGGCGGCGCGGCGAAGAAGGCCGUAUCAGACAUUAUCGACUGGGAGUUUGGCCGCGCGCUCGCCUUCGUCAGCGAGCAGGCCGAGGCGCAGUACAAGAGUGCUGUGGACGACCUGCUCAGCGCGGGCAACAAGCUGCUGUCCACGAUGGCGGGGCGCAAGCACAAGAAGAAGGCGCGUAAGAUCAAGAAGGCGCUGCGCAGGGUCGAGAAGGCCAAGGCUGUCAUGGCUGGGCAUAGGAGGUACGUCCAGGACCAGAAGGACAUGAUUGCUGGGCGCCGGAAGCGGCUGCGGCGGGAGGUGCGCAAGCGCAUGCGCGCGGGGGUGUGA
Vanrija pseudolonga is the source of this 1860-nucleotide messenger RNA. RefSeq lists its product as uncharacterized. The record is from RefSeq and is a predicted model, not a curated record. The transcript has a single exon. The coding region runs from base 1 to 1860 and encodes 619 amino acids. NCBI's taxonomy places the organism in Eukaryota, Fungi, Basidiomycota, Tremellomycetes, Trichosporonales, Trichosporonaceae.